Neurospora tetrasperma FGSC 2508 is the source of this 305-nucleotide messenger RNA. RefSeq lists its product as uncharacterized. NCBI's taxonomy places the organism in Eukaryota, Fungi, Ascomycota, Sordariomycetes, Sordariales, Sordariaceae. Bases 14 to 259 code for a protein of 81 amino acids. The transcript has a single exon. The record is from RefSeq and is a predicted model, not a curated record.
CACGCAGACAACAAUGAAAACUUGCACAACUUCCCAACCAGGCCAGUCAGAACGGGAGCCUCGUCUCUACCGCUCGUACGAAGAGCUUGAACGCUUGGCGGGAGGUGCCCGCCUCUCUCGAGAAAUCGAUCGACUGUUUUGGGAGUUCAAAGGCGCCUUUUCCUCGACAAUUUCCGUCAUGGCCAACCGCCGCGGUGCCAAAGGACACCUGGAACCCUUCUUCUUCUUCCAGGAACCGGCAGAUCGACGACCAGAAUGACCCCGAAAAUUGUAACGACCCCGAAAACACCAGCACCGGCACAUAC